This is a messenger RNA of Acanthosepion pharaonis, 834 nucleotides long. Lineage: Eukaryota; Metazoa; Mollusca; Cephalopoda; Sepiida; Sepiidae. The record is from the annotation of a GenBank genome assembly.
AUGUUGCUCCAUUCACGACUCCCCUACCAUGAAAACAACGUUGUAUUUAAGUGGGACAGUCUCAGUAAUUUUAUACAUUAUCUGUGUGUUCUGUAUUUCUAUCUAUCUAUCUAUCUAUCUAUCUAUCUAUCUAUCUAUUUGUUUGUAUCUUUUCUGUUUCUAUCUAUCUAUCUAUCUAUCUAUCUAUCUAUCUAUCUAUCUCAGCGUGUUCAUAUCUAUCCAUCUAUCUAUCUAUCUAUCUAUCUAUCUAUCUAUCUAUUCCGUUUCUAUCUAUCUAUUCCGUUUCUAUCUAUCUAUCUAUCUGUUUGUAUCUUUUCUGUUUCUAUCUAUCUAUCUAUCUAUCUAUCUAUCUCAGCGUGUUCAUAUCUAUCUAUCUAUCUAUCUAUCUAUCUAUCUAUCUAUCUAUCUAUUCUGUUUUGUAUCUUUUCUGUUUCUAUCUAUCUAUCUAUCUAUCUAUCUAUCUAUCUAUUACAUUUAUAUCUCUCUAUCUGUUUCUUUUUAUAUGUCUCACUCUCUCCCCGCCUCUCUCUCUCUCUCUCUCUCUCUCGGUUUAAGUCUUCUCUUCUUUCUAUGUGUCCGCCUCUCCUUCUCGAGCUAUUUCUGUCAACCUGUUCACUAUCUCUCUUUCUUUUUCUUUCUCUACCUUUUUUUCUUCUUCUUAGCCUGUUUCUUUUUCAAUCUAUGAAUAUCGUCAUUUUCCAUCCUGUCAAUCUUAAUUUUUUUACACCUCUCUCUUUUUAUAUUGAUCUGCCCCUACCCUUUGUUUCUUUGUUUGUUUGUUUGUUUCUUUCUUUCUUUCUUUCUUAUUUAUUCCGGCUUGCUUCUUUUUCUUAA